CUAAUUCCCCCUCUUGUACCGGAAUGUCAAUCAAAUGAAAACAAAAAAAGCGGCGUGAGAAAACUGAAAAGAACGGGCAUCCAGUGCACAUUUGCAACUUAAUUUCGAUGCAUUGAGCGGCGACGGCGCACCGAAAACAGGAGGCGCAGGAUUACGGAAUCGGAAGCCAUGGAAACGGCCAGAAUGGAGACGGCGAUGGAGACACACUUUAUGGCCAAAAUGGGGAAGUGGAUGACCCCUGAGGAGGAGGCGCGGCAGAAGUUCAUCAUGAGGGAGCGAGACCGCGAACGGAAACGGAUCAAGCGCAUGAAUCCCGAGUACAGGCAGAUGGAACGCGAGAGGGAUCGGUUCCGCAAGCUGACGCCCAGGCCCAGUCUGAUGACCCCCGAGGAGGAGGCCCGCCACAAGUUCAUCAUGCGGGAGCGGGAUCGCGAGAGGAAGCGGAUCAAGCGCCUCAAUCCCGAGUACCGGCGAAUGGAACGCGAGCGCGAUCGAUUCCGCAAGAAGGCACGACGUGCUAACUUGACCCCCGAUGAGGAGAUGCGACUGAAAAUGAUCCAAAGGGAGCGGGAUCGGGAGAGAAAACGAAUCAAGCGAAUGAAUCCGGAGUACAGGAGGCUGGAACAGGAACGUGACAGGGAUAGGAAGAAGGCUCGUAGAGCCAACGAGGCCUUCAGGCAGCUGGAAAAGCUAAGGGAUAAGAUCCGAAAGGAUCGAAAGAAGGGCUUGCUUGUCACGGAUCCAACACAGCUGCCGCCGGAAUUCGCAGCCAUGAUACCGCCAGUGCCUGUGGUCAAGCCCGAAGUGGGUGUGUCGCCAGUCCCGCCCCCAGGCCAGCAGCAACCCACGCCCCAGCUGCAGCAACCGCAGCAGCAGCAGCCACAGUUGCAGCAACAUCAGCAGGUGCCACCACAGCAACAACAGCAGCAUCAGCAACCUCCGCCCACGCAUCUGCAGGAGCAGCAGCUGAGUCACCAGCUCGCGCAUCAGCGGAACCGAAUGAUGUCUAGCCAACUCACCCAACUGGCCACGCCCCCCGCCCAUGCCUCGCACCUGCAGCAGCUGAAUAAGCUGCAGCAACUGUACCCGCCACGCAGCUUUGGCCAUCCCGCCCUACCUAUCGCUGGAGUGACGCUGAUGCCGCAGCUCUGUCAUCCUAUCCUGCAUCAGAACCUCAGUGCUACUCUGUAUGCAGGUCCACCGAAUGGGAUCAAGCAGGAGUAUGGACAGGAUAUCUCCGCCUCGGCGAUGGCUGCCGCUCAGGCGGCGGCAUUGGCCUCGCUUAGGAAUCCCCAACAGCAGCAGCAGCAGGAUGAUUCGGAAAUGGUCAUUAGUCUCGAACCCGAGAUAGUUCUCCAGACAGGUCCCGAUGCAAAUCCCGCCCAGCCACCUCCGCAGCAGCAGCAUCUGUUCAGCGCCCAUCAGCACCAGCAGCAGCAACAGCAGCAGCAGCAACAUCAUCUGCAGCAGCAACAACACUGCAACAUGUUCCAGCAUAUGGCCCCCCAGGCGCACAUGCAACACAUGCGCUCACUGCCGCCUCCGCCGCCGCCCCCCUCGCUGACCUUGCCGCCCCCGCCACCUUCCACACACCAGCAACAACAGCAACCUGCGCCGCCACAGCAACUGCAACAUGCUCCGCAGUGAGAGAUUCUCACGUGUAGUUCUAAGCUCAACCCUCUAGCCAGCUAAACGCAUCCGAAAGUUUGAGGGCACACACACCUGGAGUUGUGAUCAAUUUAGCUACGUGAUUUACGAUUCCAUUUAUCUAAAUGUAUUACGCUGCCAUAAUUGCUCGAGUGCAAAAUGGUAUGUGUAAUUACAAAUCUAACAAGAAUUCUUGCUAAGAACAGUAUGGAAGUUUGUUUUAAUUAAUACUUCCAAAGUGAAACUUGUUAUGUUAUUCUUUAGUUUAGAAAGUGAAAUAUUUCUCUCAAAGAAAUCAGUUUUGUCACAAGGACACAGCAAAUCUACAUUUAAAUGUAUCAUACAACUGGAUGAAAGUCCUUUUUUAAGGUGAUAGAAAUAUUCGCUCUAUAAUUUUUCCGAAUUAUAUGGCAAGAACAAAUGCCAUUUUGAAACAUAACCACAUUCUUGAUGAAAGUCAUCAUAAAGAAUUUAUUUCAUAAACUUUGGAUUGAAAACACAUUGUGAUAAAGUGCACCUUGAGCUUUAGUGCAGGUAGAAAAACUUCAAAUUUUCUUGUAAUUCCUUAUUCAUUUUCAGUUGGUGGAUCAUUGGUAAAUCCCGUACCUUCUUUUAACCCAAUUGUAUUCCUAGUAUGUCACAACUCCAAAGGAUGUGUGCCACAGUCUCAUACGCACACACUCGCACUGAAACACACCCAUGUUUAUUUUAAUGUAUGUUAAGUAGACGCCAUUUGAAAAAUGCCGAUACGUAUUAAGUUGCGUUACGCAAUGCGCAUUACGUUUCUUAAGUGCUUAGGGCUUCCCCGUCAUAAGAUUUUAUGUCGUCAUCGUUUCAAGCAUUUCUCUGUUUUAUAGAUCUGUACGUAUAUUGUUUAGCUAAGUGAUAGGAGCCACAAUAUUUGCGAGUUUAGGAUGAUACGAUCUACAAUACGAUAUAACGAUAACUGUAUACCUAUAUGAUAUGAUAUAUGAUAUAGUAUGGCCAGCCGCAAAAUAAUUAUUACGAAUUUAUGCGCAGAAAAGAGCGAAAUAUAAGCAGCAAACGAUUGCUGAAAAUGAA
Messenger RNA from Drosophila teissieri, 2709 nucleotides. RefSeq names its product ataxin-2 homolog. The coding region runs from base 169 to 1647 and encodes 492 amino acids. The record is from RefSeq and is a predicted model, not a curated record. The transcript has 4 exons. Lineage: Eukaryota; Metazoa; Arthropoda; Insecta; Diptera; Drosophilidae.